Molecule: messenger RNA, 2496 nt
Organism: [Torrubiella] hemipterigena
Lineage: Eukaryota; Fungi; Ascomycota; Sordariomycetes; Hypocreales; Clavicipitaceae
Source: the annotation of a GenBank genome assembly
UUGUCUUUUGCGUCUGCAUCCUUUGUUGCAGCAGCCGGAAUUGGCUAGCAGGGCUGUUGCCAAAGUUUGCGAUUGAUCGUAUAUAAGAUGCCGUCUAGAAAAUCUUCGUCAGCGACCGACGCUAGCGCUGAGAUCUCGAAGGACCGAAAGCGCAGCUCGGUUGACGAUGAUGCUCCCGCCAAGUCGAAGCGAAAGAGAGAUCGUGACGAAGGUACAGACGAAGAGGACGAGUUAAUCACAAAGAAAUCAAAAAGCAAAAAUUCGAAACCCCCCCAUGAUGAUGACGACCACGACUCCUCGAAAAAGUCGAAAAAGGCGAAGAAAUCGAAGAGAGCCAAGACUCCAGACACUACAGAUACAGAAUCUACCUCGUCAGACUCGGACGAUACAAGUGACAUAGAAAUGAAAUAUGAGGACGCAUCUGAGCCGGCCGCAGUGGAAAAAGUUAAGCGAAAGAAAGAAAAAGUUAGGAAACCUCGAAUCGAAGAGUCCGACGACGAAGACCCGAAAGAUGCCAGACAUAAAGCCCUCUUGGAGCGCAAAGAGAAGUCGCUAAAGAUUUCUAUGGAGGCUGCCAAGCACUUGGUUGAAGAGCCCGUUGAGGAUGUUGAGAUGUAUGGCCUGGAGCCGCUCCCCCAGCCAGACGAAGUUAUUGAUACAACCUCGAAGCCCACAUACCAAACAUUGCCGUCAUGGCUUGCUGCACCGAUACGUGUUUCCCAAUCGAAACGCAUGCCGUUUACAAACCUAGGCAUUUUGCCCAAAGCAGCGAAAGUACUCGAGGAGAAGGGUUAUGCGGAUGCCUUUGCCGUUCAAACCGCCGCUAUUCCUCUACUUCUCCCAUCUGUCAAACACCACAAUGGCGAUCUCCUGAUUUCGGCCGCUACCGGUUCUGGUAAAACGCUAGCUUACGCCUUACCUAUCGUUCGGGAUAUCAGUCAAGGAGUUGUAACGCGGCUCCGAGCGCUCGUGGUUCUGCCUACACGAGAACUUGUCCGUCAAGCGCAAGAAGCGUUUGAGAAUUGUGCCAGGGCCUACGAAGGAGAGAAUCGCAAGAAAGUUCGAAUUGGCAUCUCUAUCGGCAGUCAGUCUUUGAAGAAUGAGCAAGAAGCUCUCGUUGAAAGCGAAUCACGAUACGAUCCAGAGCGAUACGAGAUAUUACUCAAGGAAAUUCGAACACAAAAAGGGUUACGGUCUGAAACUAGCGAGGCUGAGCUAGAUGAUAUCAAUGAAGACCCGAGAAUAGGGAAAUGGGACGGCGAGGUUGUGGAUUUCCACUCUAAGGUCGACGUUCUUAUUUGUACACCAGGUCGCCUAGUGGAACAUUUGGAACAGACGGCGGGCUUUGGACUUGACUAUGUCCGCUGGCUAGUGGUUGACGAAGCCGAUAAGCUUCUUGCACAGAGCUUCCAGGGCUGGCUCGAAACAGUCAUGGCGCGCUUCCGAACCAACAUUUUUGGAGCACGCGACUUUCCCGACGUCGCAUGCUCGGGUGUUCGCAAAAUCGUCCUCAGUGCCACGCUGACACGAGAUUUGAGUCUGUUGAAUCAGUUGGGUCUGAGACGCCCGCAGUUGAUUGUAUUGGAGAGCGAUCCUAGCGCUGAGGUUUCAGAGCAUUCGCUACCAGAUCUGCUGAAGGAGUUUGCCGUCCGUGUACACGAUGCUAACUUGAAGCCACUCUAUCUUCUGGAUCUCCUCCGCGGUGCAGAUAUGGCUGCCGAGGACAAAGCCCUUUCAUCAACUGGAGAGGAAGCUUCUACUUCCAAGACCGACGACUCUUCUGACUCCUCCGCCUCGUCUGAUUCAAGUGAUUCUUCAGACUCCGAUUCCUCAGACUCCAGCGAUUCCGACUCAUCUAGUGACUCAAGCUCAGACUCUGAUUCGUCCGAUUCAGACUCAGAUUCGGAUUCCGAAUCAACACCUACACCAGCUCCCAAAAAGUCCAAUAUUCCCAUUGCUCUCAUCUUUACGAAAUCCAACGAAUCCGCUCUCCGCCUUUCUAGACUCCUCGCCAUCCUCGAUCCAUCACUCACAGCACACAUUAACACCAUCACAUCCACAACACCUACUCACGUCCGCCGCAAGACCCUCCGCGCCUUUACAACACCUUCAUCUCCUAUCCGCCUUAUUAUUGCAUCUGAUUUGGUUGCUCGUGGUAUUGAUAUUCCCAAGCUCGGCCACGUUGUCAACUACGAUCUCCCCGCCAGUUUGGCCGGUUACGUCCAUCGUGUAGGACGUACUGCGCGUGCCGGCCGCGCUGGUUGCGCCUGGACCUUGGUAGAUGACCGUGAAAGUGGUUGGUUCUGGGGCAAGAUUGCCAAAGGCAGUGGUGUUCGCAGAGCUAAGCCUGUUGCCAGAGUACGCAUUGAGGAAAUGGAGGCGUCCAGGGUGGACAUGUAUGAACAAUCGUUGGAGAAGCUUGGAAAGGAAGCCGUUGAGAAGAGACGGAAGUAAUAUACCAACAGCAAAUAGCAUGAUAAUUACAACAAAUGACAA